Messenger RNA from Durusdinium trenchii, 908 nucleotides. The record is from the annotation of a GenBank genome assembly. NCBI's taxonomy places the organism in Eukaryota, Dinophyceae, Suessiales, Symbiodiniaceae.
CCCCAAUCCACUGGAUUGCUGACUCCAUUGGGCUACCAAGAAGGACCCAAGAGAAGACCCUCACGGGCCUAGAGGAUUAGGCCAGAAUAGCCACCUACGAAAAGGAUCAUCCAAGCAGGCAGUGAUCUACAAUGCGGCUGUAAGCGCUUGUGAGAAGUAUGGCCAGUGGCAAGGAGCCUUGCAGUCCUUGGCCCAGCAGCUCCGCUCGUCGCUCAGCUUGGGCGUCGCCGGCCUUGCGGGCGCCUCGAGCGCCUGCGGGCGCCGCAGCCUGUGGCGCUGGGCCACGGAACUCUCCAGUGCCAUGCAGGCCCGCGAGGUGCAAGGCAAUGCCAUUGCCUACAAUGCCUCAUUGAGCUCUUUGGAGAAGUCCACGUCCAAGCGCUGGCGCGGCUGGCGCCUGGCGGCCAACCUCUGCGAGGCUCUGACCCGUCGCACCAUCGCUCCCACCGUGAUUACCUGCAGUGCCAUGAUCUCCGCCUUGGAGAAGGGUCUCCAGUGGCAGAGAGCCGGGAAACUCUUAGAGCAGUUGGUGCAACUGCAAGUGGAGGCGAACGUGAUUUCCUUCAACGCCGCCGUCACUGCCUGUGCGUCGGCGCAGAAAGCACUGGACGAUCGACGCGGAAGUGCCAUGACGACGGACGUCUGACGGAGGAUCUCGACGAUCGAUCUGCUUUCCAUCGUUUGCGGACGUCAGACGGAUUCGCCGAGGGAUGACCGGCGCGGCGAGAACAGCCAGCACAGCCAGAACCACGAGGACGCGACUCGCAUCGAACAGCGGGAGCACAGCAUCGAACGGCAGAAUGCCAACGGGACCGUGUGAACGCCACUGGGACUUAAGGUGACGAUUCCAGGAAGAACGGCUGUGAUGCUUGGGCAGGGGGAACCAUGUGUAAAAUAUUCGGGAAACU